This is a messenger RNA of Juglans microcarpa x Juglans regia, 1745 nucleotides long. Its product is annotated as mavicyanin-like. Lineage: Eukaryota; Viridiplantae; Streptophyta; Magnoliopsida; Fagales; Juglandaceae. Gene Ontology annotation, cellular component: plasma membrane. The record is from RefSeq and is a predicted model, not a curated record. Gene Ontology annotation, molecular function: electron transfer activity. The transcript is spliced from 2 exons. The coding region runs from base 996 to 1592 and encodes 198 amino acids.
UGUAUGGUGCUGUUGAAGUGGGCUUUGGUUAGGACUGCUGCUGUUGAGGAUGUCAAAUGAAACUAUAUCCAUCAUGAUGGUACUACCAUCACAACAGUGUAAUGUCAUGGCUCCAAUUUGCAAUAAAUUACUGAUAAAGAGUUUUUGAAACAAUAAGUUGAUUAUCCAAAAAGAUUAGGAAUCACUUUGUUGUGUUUUUCCCAUAUAGAUAUAUCAUCUGACAUCCAUGCUACCCAUCUCUAGGAUUGUCUCACAAAUGGCAUUUCAAGAUGACCAUUCUCUUCUAUUCUGGCUUACAUUUUAUAUCCAUUUCUGUUUCUUUUCUAUCUUUUUUUAUGGCAUUAUGAAAGUGUUAAUGCAGAAAUUAUUCAAUCAAAAAAUGAAAAAAGAACAUCAAGCUGGGACACUUUGUCGGUUUCGCACUAGUUUUUUAUUCAAAUUGACAAAAAAGCUUGAGCCUCAGACGACCAACCAUGUGAAGGGAGAGGCUGCACAGCCAUCUCUAGCCUUCUCCACACGAUUACAAGAUUAUACAAAAAAGCAAAUAAUGCACCUAACAGUGCUGAGAAAAGAGUAAAACAUCCCCCAACUCUCUCCUUCUCAGUUCCCUCCUUUCGACUUAUUCUGAACUGCACUCAGGGAUGCUGACCGUCCAACUGGCCCAUGUGUCAUUAUUAGCAACAUGAUUGAUCUAUUUCCUAAUUUUUACCUUCUUUAAGAUCAGCUCAAUUUCCGCAUCUAUCUAGACUCCAAAGCCUAGAGAUCUUUAUUCUUCAUCAUAAAUUUCGUUCACCUUAGGACUUCUUACCUACAUGAGUGUGAACAUCUAUUGUCAACUAGGAAGAGGAGGGGCAUUCGGGUAAAUCUUCUUCAAUUCGUCGCCUUUUGCUAAACCAAUCAGUUUGCACAUCCUCGAGCCAAUAAAAUUCAGCCCUCAAGUGUCCUGAUUCUGAGUCUCUGACUCUCAGAUUUGAGAAAGAGAGGGUGUAAUAUGUAUGGCCGCCAAUCUUAGAACAAGUAAUAUGUAUUAUCACUUCUUGUUGGCUUUCCAGUUCCUUGUUUUGCUGCAAACCAGAUCAGUUUCUUGUUAUCAAUACAAGGUUGGAGAUUUAGAUGCUUGGGGAAUACCCACUUCAGCUAAACCACUAGUCUACACACAAUGGUCCAAGUAUCAUACCUUCAAGAUUGGAGAUUCUCUCUUGUUUUUAUACCCACCAAGUCAGGAUUCAGUGAUACAAGUAACGGAACAAUCCUACAACAACUGCAACAUUAAAGAUCCAAUCUUGUACAUGAACAAUGGAAACUCUCUUUUCAACAUCACCAAAUAUGGGGAAUUCUACUUCACCAGUGGAGAGCAGGGCCACUGCGAGAAGAAGCAAAAGCUCCACAUUUCUGUGCUUUUUGGAAAUGGGUCUUCUGCAGAUUCUCCUUCAUCUGGUCCGAGUGCAUUGCCAGAAAUCUCACCCUCUUACCCCACUGUUUUUGGUACGAUGCCACAACCACCUUCUUCUUCUCCUCCACCAAGCUUUCCGGUAUUCAUGGCAGCCGUUGCUUUAUUUGCUGUAUCUGCAAUGGUUGGUGGCAUCAUGUGAGGAACAUCAUUAUUUUGUACUUUGAACCGAAGUGUGAGAGAUUAUCUUUUGUUCUUCUUGAAAUUGAUAUAUUUUUUUCCCUUUUAUUAUUGGUUCAAAGAUCCGUGAUGAAUUUCCAUAUUGGUUAAUAUGAAGAUUUUGGCAAUUGGUGGU